Messenger RNA from Rhodamnia argentea, 730 nucleotides. Its product is annotated as adrenodoxin-like protein 2, mitochondrial. NCBI's taxonomy places the organism in Eukaryota, Viridiplantae, Streptophyta, Magnoliopsida, Myrtales, Myrtaceae. Gene Ontology annotation, cellular component: mitochondrion. The record is from RefSeq and is a predicted model, not a curated record. The coding region runs from base 44 to 529 and encodes 161 amino acids. The transcript has a single exon. Gene Ontology annotation, biological process: P450-containing electron transport chain. Gene Ontology annotation, molecular function: 2 iron, 2 sulfur cluster binding.
CCUCAUAAGCAAAUUGCUCAUCGAACCUUGGAGGCGUCCAACAAUGGCGAUUUCGACUCUCCAAAAGCUCUCCACCAGAGUCCACCGCCUUCCGUCUCUCUCCUCCUUCAGGCCCAUCCUCGCCAAGUCCUCCGCCACCUUGUCCCACCCUCCCUCCUCCUCCGCGAAAGUCUCCGAUCGCAUCGUCAAGCUCUUCGCAAUCGACGUCGACGGCUAUAAGCGUGAGAUCGUCGGCCUCGCCGGUCACACCCUCUUGAAGGCCCUGACCAACAGCGGUCUCAUCGACCCGGCGUCGCACCGGCUGGAGGAGAUCGACGCUUGCUCCGCGGAGUGCGAGGUCAACAUCGCGCAGGAAUGGCUUGAGCGGCUCCCUCCGAGGAGCUACGACGAGGAGUACGUGCUGAAGAGGAACUCGAGAGCUAGGGUUUUGAACAAGCAUUCGAGGUUGGGGUGCCAGGUGGUGCUCACGAAGGAUCUCCAAGGUAUGGUCGUCGCCGUUCCCGAGCCUAAGCCCUGGGAUAUCCCGUAAGUUAGGGUUUUUUGAUUGGGGGUCCCUUGUGAUUUGUUGGUGGUUGGUGUUUCGGGUGAAUAAUGAGAACAAUACUCUGGAAGAAACGGUCUGCCUCUUAUUUUUCUUGUCAAUUUGGGAUUCGCCGAAAUCGGAAUUGCAUUUUGCUAUUCAGACAUGCUGUGUUUCCGCAUGAGGAUAAAGGAUGUUGCUUUGAUUAGA